Messenger RNA from Eleginops maclovinus (Patagonian blennie), 1255 nucleotides. RefSeq lists its product as uncharacterized. The transcript is spliced from 6 exons. The coding region runs from base 27 to 815 and encodes 262 amino acids. Lineage: Eukaryota; Metazoa; Chordata; Actinopteri; Perciformes; Eleginopidae. The record is from RefSeq and is a predicted model, not a curated record.
ACAAAGCAGAGGGCUGGGGAAUCACCAUGGAUGAGAACAAACGGAUUCAAAUGUCUUUAUUUCUCAUUCUGCUGCUUCAGCUUACAGCAGUAACCGGACUGCCAUACCUCUUCCGCACUGUCAGAGAUGGAGAUGAAGUCACUUUGCCUUGUGCCAAUGUGAUGGAUCAUCAGGAUAAAUGUGACGGUACUGACUGGCUCUUCACUGAACCAGGACGCACAGCAGUAGUAAAGCUGGUUGACCGUGGGCAGAUUGGUAAACAAGCCAAGGCUAAAUCACACAGACUGAGUGCUGCAGAGAAUUGCUCUCUGAUUAUAAAGAAGGUCACAGUGGAGGAUCCUGGUCAAUAUUCAUGUAGACAGGUCCGAUUGGGGGGACAACAAAGCGAAGACGCUGUGGUUUUCCUGUCUGUUGUUACCAUGACUGACCAUCAGAGCAAUGAUGAGGUGACGUUACGCUGCUCUGUCAAGACUAAUGGAUGGUGCAGACACAAAGUGAAGUGGCUGUUUCAGGGUCAGGAUGUGGAUAAAGAUCUCAAAGAUAUGAAGAUAUCAGACUCUCACUACGAGGCCUCUUGGACAUUCAACACCUCUCAUGGUGGUUACAAACCAGAGUUUCAUUUAUUUACGUGUAAAGUAACUGAUGCUUACACAGGAGAAUUUUCGCUGUUUCCCUUCAGCGCUCAGUCCUCAGUCUCCCUUUUUCCAGAUCUCUUGAGGCUCAUCGUGGUGUCUGUGGGUUUAGCAGCUCUCCUCAUGAUUACUGUGGCGGUCAACAUAUGGACAAGAACUAAAGAAAAGAAAACCCAGACAUGAAAUCACUGAGCGUUAUGAUGCAGAUGGUAUGGUGAUCUACGAAGAAAUCAGAUCUCCUGAUGGAGUUUGAGCAACACCUCUGCCUCCAUCAGACUCCACUGAUCAACAACGUCUACAUCUAUCAUCAUGUUUCACUUCAGGAAGAUCUCAAAUUCAUCUGAGUUACUUAUUGUUUUGUUUUAGCAGCUGGAAUGUAACUUCCUUUAACAGGAAAGAGCAUUUUACUCUCUUUUUUCUUUACUUCCUUGCAUUACUGAUUGUUUUUGAAGAUACAGCAGCUUGAGCUCAUUUCAAUAUCUCUAUCGGAGUCAUUUAAACCACCUCUCAUGUAGCUUGGCUGUGUGGGGAUGUGCAUGUGUUGGAAUGUGUUUUCACCCUUAAUGAAGUCAGAAACAGUCUUUACUUGAUAACAUGUGAUGAACAUAUAAUCUGCAGUGAAA